Entrophospora sp. SA101 is the source of this 762-nucleotide messenger RNA. The record is from the annotation of a GenBank genome assembly. NCBI's taxonomy places the organism in Eukaryota, Fungi, Glomeromycota, Glomeromycetes, Entrophosporales, Entrophosporaceae.
AUGGACUUUAUGAUUCAAGGUGGUGAUUUUACAAAAGGUGACGGUACUGGCGGAAAAUCUAUUUAUGGCGAUAAAUUCCCUGAUGAAAACUUUAAAUUAAAACAUGUAACUCCAGGUCUUUUGAGUAUGGCCAAUGCAGGGCCUGACACUAAUGGGUCUCAAUUUUUCAUUACUACUGUCAUAACAUCAUGGCUUGAUGGUCGUCAUGUUGUAUUUGGUAAAGUUUUAGAAGGAAUGGAUAUUGUUAAUAAAAUUGAAGAUGUUAAAACAGGACAAAAUAAUAGACCACUAAAAGAUGUGAAAAUUACCGUACCAAAAACUGCCGAAAAUUUUCGUGCAUUGGCAACAGGGGAAAAAGGGUAUGGUUACAAAGGAUCAAACUUUCAUCGUGUGAUUAAGGACUUUAUGAUUCAAGGUGGUGAUUUUACAAAAGGUGACGGUACUGGCGGAAAAUCUAUUUAUGGCGAUAAAUUCCCUGAUGAAAACUUUAAAUUAAAACAUGUAACUCCAGGUCUUUUGAGUAUGGCCAAUGCAGGGCCUGACACUAAUGGGUCUCAAUUUUUCAUUACUACUGUCAUAACAUCAUGGCUUGAUGGUCGUCAUGUUGUAUUUGGUAAAGUUUUAGAAGGAAUGGAUAUUGUUAAUAAAAUUGAAGAUGUUAAAACAGGACAAAAUAAUAGACCACUAAAAGAUGUGAAAAUUGUAGAUUGUGGUGAACUUCCAAUUGAGGAAAGUGAAAAACCUAUUAGAGCUGAAUUAUAA